AUUUUGUUGCCCUACUUCGCCCCACCUUCAACCGCCAGCCACUUAAGCAUCUCCUUUUAUCUCCCUCCCUCCAAAAUUGCGUGUUUUUGUUCGUAUACUCAUAUUACAUUUUACUUCACCUACAGUAUUUCUUCUGUAUUAUCAAUCAAAUCAAUUGUAGGUGUAAUUACAAAAAGAAAAUCGCAGAAUAGCGUCAAUUUUCGCUGCAUUCGCGUGAGGAUAGAGAAAUGGAUGAAUCUAGGGAAAGUGUUGCAUCCCCUACUAAUUCCCAGCAAACUGUUUCUGAUGAUGAUGAGAUAGAUUACUCAGUAAAACCGGAAUUUUAUGAUUCUGAUCUUGAUAACAAGGAUGAAUCAUGGGUGUCCAGCAAGAGGAAAGGUAAACGAACAGACGCGGUGCUCAGCUGUCCUGCCUGUUUCACCACGCUUUGUCUCGAGUGUCAAAGGCAUGAAAUCUACCUGACCCAGUAUAGGGCCAUGUUUGUUGUCAACUGUGAGAUUACAGACAAAAAGGUUUUUCCUCAUGGGAGCAAGAAACGGAGAAAGAAUAGGAAAGCGAGGAAGCCUGAGGAAGCUGAAGAAGAAAGCUCAACAAGUGUUGAAGCAGUUAGCCAAGUUUGUUGCUCUGUCUGCUCUACAGAGGUUGGAGUUAUUGACAAGGAUGAGGUUUAUCAUUUCUAUGAUGUCCUUCCAAGCGAGUCUUGAGUCUGCCAAACAUCUCUGUUUUUCCAUGGAAGAUAGAAGUACUCAAUUCCUUUAUGCUCACACUCGAACCCUUCUCAAAAGAUCAAGGUCGGUCGGUGGUGCAAACGCUAGGGGAUCCCGCCAAUUAUCUUCCUUGUGCCGUACAGGUUAUUUGACUUGCACACAUCCUUGGUCCGUGUUUCAAGACGGGCCGAAUUGGGGGCCCGCAGACUACGCUUGGAGCGCACAGGUGCCAAAGCACGCAACAUACUAUGUUAACAUAUUAUCCUUUUUUUAAGGUUCAUUAGGCAUCAUUUCAUAUGUAAUAUUGGGGAUCAUCUUCAUUUGAGUAUCAUCGCCCAGUGAGGAGAAAAAACAGGUUGUGGAUGCCGACAUGCGUUAAAUUGAGUAUCAUAUAUUCAUCUUUCAUAUCCCAACUAACAAUUUGGGUGUUGCUCAUAAGUAUAAAAAUUCGAAAAUUGGGUGCACGAAGAUCAUA
Beta vulgaris subsp. vulgaris (sugar beet) is the source of this 1182-nucleotide messenger RNA. RefSeq lists its product as uncharacterized. Gene Ontology annotation, cellular component: nucleus. Gene Ontology annotation, biological process: positive regulation of cell population proliferation. Bases 228 to 704 code for a protein of 158 amino acids. Lineage: Eukaryota; Viridiplantae; Streptophyta; Magnoliopsida; Caryophyllales; Amaranthaceae. The record is from RefSeq and is a predicted model, not a curated record. The transcript has 3 exons.